Molecule: messenger RNA, 146 nt
Organism: Funneliformis caledonium
Lineage: Eukaryota; Fungi; Glomeromycota; Glomeromycetes; Glomerales; Glomeraceae
Source: the annotation of a GenBank genome assembly
AACAGUUAAAGCAAAGUAUAAUGAUUGAUACUUUGCAAGAUGAAAUUUCUGAAAAUCACAAGCUUUUAGAAAAUAUCAAAAAUGUUCUCACAACAUUUGCAUCAGGAUCAUUGACUAUGAUAAAUGAAAAACAGCCAAAACAAUGA